CAUCAUCGAUAGCGCCAUCAUCCCUUUCGUCUGCUUUGCUCUCCACGCCGCCUCACCACCGCCGCCCGUGGUUCACAGCGCUUCCGCCCAGCAUUCCUGCCAUCCGCUCCGCCCACGACACUUGGCUCGUCCAGCCAGACUAACGGCUGCUGGCGCCCCCAGCGCUCCACACACGGGCUGUGGGGAGAGCUCGGAAGUUGCACAGUCAGCAGCUUCAGAAACCUUGGGACCGAAACCCAGAGAAUCUAUCACGUCACGUUGCCCGUCGUCGUCUGCCAUGGCUGCCGCCUUCGACGACGAAGACCUUUCCAUUCCUCUCCCCUCCUUCGACCGCGAUCGCGAUCGUGACUCUGACCGUGACCGUGUACGAGCCAGCGGGGGAAUCCCCAACCCCAUCUCCAACUCGUCCGCCAUGGCAAUGCCUCCGCCUCCCCGACCCAAUGCCCGGGCUGAUCCCUCGGUGCAGUCGCCUGCCACCACCAGGGACAUGCAGCGGCUAGACCAGUACCACACCGUCAAGGUCCUGGGUGAAGGAUCCUUUGGCAAGGUCAAACUGGCCAUUCACCAGCCCAGCGGCCGCCAGGUCGCUCUCAAGAUCAUCCCGCGGCGGAAACUGCUCUCGAGGGACAUGGUUGGCCGUGUAGAGCGGGAGAUUCAAUAUCUGCAGCUGUUACGACAUCCACACAUUAUCAAACUAUACACCGUUAUCGCAACCAAAACUGACAUUGUGAUGGUCCUGGAAUAUGCAGAGCGGGAGCUUUUCGACUAUCUCGUCAAACGUGGGAGAUGUAAUGACGACGAGGCGCGCAAGUUUUUCCAACAGAUCAUCUGCGCGGUCGAAUACUGUCACCGGCACAAAAUUGUCCAUCGCGACCUUAAGCCGGAGAAUCUGCUCAUCGACAGCGCCAAGAAUGUAAAAAUCGCGGAUUUUGGUCUCAGUAACAUUAUGACGGACGGGAAUUUCCUCAAGACGAGUUGCGGUAGUCCUAAUUAUGCAGCACCGGAGGUUAUCUCUGGUAAGCUGUACGCGGGGCCUGAAGUGGACGUCUGGAGUUGUGGAGUGAUUCUUUACGUGUUGCUUGUGGGCAGACUUCCGUUCGACGAUGACUAUAUCCCUGCGCUCUUCAAGAAGAUCGCUGCGGGAAAUUUCCAUAUGCCGUCGUACAUUUCACCAGGAGCCGCCAGGUUGAUCAAGUCUAUGCUACAGGUGCAUCCCGUCCACCGUAUUACAAUCCCUGAAAUUCGCCAGGACCCGUGGUUUCUCAAGGAUUUGCCCAAGUAUCUGGAGCCACCGCCAGAAGAAUUCAUCAAUACCGGUGUCGAUCCGAAGAAAGCCAUUGACCCGCGGAACAUUGCACCGGGAAAGCCAACGGCGAUACAAGAAAAGAUCCACCGAACGGCUGUUGCCAAACUCGAAAGGAGUAUGGGAUAUGCUAAGGAGGACAUUGAAGAUGCAUUAAAACGACCGGAACCUAGUGCCGUCAAAGAUGCCUUCUUUAUUAUUGCGGAGAAUGAAAUGAUGCAGACAAAUUCCCCCACUGAUGAUCAACUUGACGCCUCCUCCCCAGUCUCCUCUCCCCCUCAACCAGAGAGAUAUGCGCAGUCGCCCCCGGGAGCCGGCAAGCAGAUGACGGCUGCGUUCCGUAAGAGAGAUGCUAUAUCGCCUUUAACUUCGCGAACUCCGGCAACACCUCCAUCCGCGCAAUCACAGUUGGCCCAGCAGGACGACGAUGAUGAUGAGGAUGAUUCGCCUCGUGUAAGCCAUGUCAGGAUUCUUCCCACGAGUCUGCCAUAUGUCCACGAACAGAUCAUGGAGCAGCGUGAUCGUGAUAUGAAGGAGAGGGGUUCAAUAGACGAAGGCCAUGGAAACGGUCUUGACGAGCAAUAUGGAUCUGCCGAUACGGUUGCGGAGCGCUCCCCUGAAGAACAAGCGGCCACUGCUAGAUCGCUCAAGCCACAUGCACGCAGCGUCGUAGAUCUAGAAAAACUGCGUUUUGAACCUCCUGAAGGGUUUACCGCUCCCACACACACGCCAAAGAAAACACGAAAGUGGCAGUUUGGAAUUCGAUCGCGGAACCAGCCGUAUGAGGCGAUGCUCUGCCUGUACAAGGCCAUUGCUGCUCAAGGCGGAGUCUGGGAGAUCGAGCCUGCUGAAGCAGAGGGCGUUGAUUCCGAUAUAGAUCCUGGCAUUCCUGUGGACAAGCGGCCUCUUCAGCGCAAAUAUCCAGAUCUGCCCUCGAAUUACUACAUCCCGAGAGAUCCUUGGUUUAUCCGCGCCCGGCUUCUCAAACAAGGCGUCAGAGCUCCCGGUCUGACGGGUAGUGCACAUAGCAGCAGAAGCGAUCUGGAGGAGUUCCGGCGACGAGUGCAUCUCAUGGGCGGAUCUCUCCCGGAUGAGACCUUGGCUGCUGUUCAUGCCAACCUUGACAAUGCUAGCACCACGGGCCCUGCGUCCGCUAGCCCCCAGCAUCAUUCAUUGCGAAUCACACACGGUGUGUGGGUGUUCAUUGACAUUCAGCUCUAUCAACUAGAAGCAAACAAUUACAUGGUCGAUUUCAAGUGUGACGGAUACCAGAAUGUGAUCCGAGCUGAAGGCGAUACCGAAUGGCGCCCCACAAGCAAGCGGAUCAGAAAUAAGGAGAAGGAAGUUACAAGUCCUUACCCGUAUCUUGACGUUGCUUCUGAUCUCGUCGCGCAACUUGCGGUUGUGAGCUAGUCGUUUUUGGUUUCUUGCAUUGCAUCUUCUCAGCUUUCUUGGUUCUAUUAUCGGCGUCACAGGGUCAGCGAUGCAUGGGUUA
Molecule: messenger RNA, 2798 nt
Organism: Paecilomyces variotii
Lineage: Eukaryota; Fungi; Ascomycota; Eurotiomycetes; Eurotiales; Thermoascaceae
Product: putative serine/threonine protein kinase
Exons: 4
Coding region: 278-2716 (812 amino acids)
Biological process (GO): protein phosphorylation; intracellular signal transduction
Cellular component (GO): cytoplasm
Molecular function (GO): protein serine/threonine kinase activity; ATP binding
Source: RefSeq, a predicted model, not a curated record